AAGUUCUCCACUGAGACCGAGAGAAGCCGCGCGAGAACCAGACGUAGAGAGAAAAGACGGGAAGGAGGAACAGACAAACCGAGUGGGAGGAGGGAGGAUUCAAACCAAACCAAACCAAGCCAACCCCCAGAUCAGAGAGAGGCGGCAAGCUAUAGACAUUGACCCUAAAGGCGUUGGGUCGGAGCCGAGAGGGAUCGAAUGGGCCCGGUCCUAGGCGCUCUAGGGUCGUGGGGAAAGGGGUGAAGACGGGACUAUCCCAGCGACGGGAUCCGGACACCGGCGCGGCCGCGCUGAGUUUUGGUCCGGUCGGCCCGCUCUCCCUUUCCUGCUGGUCGCAGAUGCUGAAGCCGCUUGUAGAGAAGCGGCGCCGGGACCGCAUCAACCGCAGCCUGGAAGAGCUGAGGCUGCUGCUGCUGGAGCGGACCCGGGAUCAGAACCUCCGGAACCCGAAGUUGGAGAAAGCAGAGAUACUGGAGUUCGCCGUGGGCUACUUGAGGGAGCGAAGCCGGGUGGAGCCCCCCGGGCUCCCCCGGUCCCCAGCCCAGGACGCCGAGGCGCUCGCCAGCUGCUACUUGUCCGGCUUCCGCGAAUGCCUGCUCCGCCUGGCGGCCUUCGCGCACGACGCCAGCCCGGCCGCCCGCGCCCAGCUCCUGUCCGCGCUGCACGGCUAUCUACGCCCCAAGCCGCCCCGGCCGGAACCGGGAGAUUCGAGGCCCCAAGCGUCGCGCCCACCGCUGGACCCCGCCGCCCUGGCUCCUGGCCUCGCGCUGCACCAGCGCCCCCCAGCGCACCAGGGCCCCCCUAGCCCGCGUUGCUCAUGGUCCCCGUCCCCCUGUUCCCCCCGCGCCGGGGAUUCCGGCGUCCCGGCGCCCCUCUUCGGACUGCUGCCGCCGCCACCGCCACCUCACAGACAAGACGGGGCGCCCAAAGCCCCGCCGCCCCCGCCACCCGCUUUCUGGAGACCUUGGCCCUGA
Messenger RNA from Sorex araneus (European shrew), 974 nucleotides. It is a transcript of the gene HES7, whose product is annotated as hes family bHLH transcription factor 7. The record is from RefSeq and is a predicted model, not a curated record. The coding region runs from base 339 to 974 and encodes 211 amino acids. Gene Ontology annotation, cellular component: nucleus. NCBI's taxonomy places the organism in Eukaryota, Metazoa, Chordata, Mammalia, Eulipotyphla, Soricidae. Gene Ontology annotation, biological process: regulation of neurogenesis; regulation of transcription by RNA polymerase II; anterior/posterior pattern specification. Gene Ontology annotation, molecular function: RNA polymerase II cis-regulatory region sequence-specific DNA binding; protein dimerization activity; DNA-binding transcription factor activity, RNA polymerase II-specific. The transcript is spliced from 3 exons.